CUUUAACCUAUGAACUCCUGAAUGUGCCAGCCCUCCGCCAUAUUGACUGUUGUCUUGACUGGAGGAGAUAGAGAACAUUUUGAGGUCCGAGAAUAAGCGAAAGUGUGCUCUGAAAUUUGUCAAAACUGGUGCAAACUUGGUUAAAGCGAAACCUAAACGCUGUCGUAAUGGCGAGAAAGAAAAGCAAACAACAAGGUGUCGCUCAGAAGGAACUGGCGCCUGGACAGCAGACAGCAGCGAAAAGCCCUGUCUCUCCCGGCGAUGCAGCAGGCGGCGGUGGCGGUGAAGAUGCUGGGCUGGAUAGGCUGCCCACUACCAGGGCGAACCAGCCCAUGCACACCUGCUGCCUCCUGUGCCACCGUGAAUUUAAGGACUGGGGAGCAGGCUCUGUGAAUGGACUCCCCGGGGGCCACGGGACCAAGUUGGCUGAUGCUGUGCCUGCACUCUCCCAGGCCUUAUUGCGGGAGGCGCCUGGACGGAAGCUUGCUGAUGCGGUGCCCUCGCUGUCCCAGUCCCUGCUGGGAGAGGUGCCUCUGUGGAUCUGUCAGAGCUGCUGUAAGAGUGUGGAGGAGGAGGAGAGGCGGAGCAACCAGGAGCAGCCGGCAUCGGUGCCAUUGUCACACUCUUCCUCCUGUAAGUCUCAAAGCUGUGGGAACGGUUACUCAGAGCAAAGUACUGUAGACUGGGACCCCAGUUCCUUCCUGUCAGCCCACAAACUGUCAGGUCUCUGGAACUCCGCUCACACCAACGGAGGGGAUCACUGCACCCACAACACUUCUUCGCACUCGCAACAAGGUGUAACACCAAGCUCCGUCUGUCUUGAGAAGAGGGGGCUUCAUGAAGCUCCAGGGAAGUCUGCGAAAAUAUCAGGGACCAAAGUCUGUCCCUAUAGUCACCCGUCAUCCCAGAAUUCCAGCGGGUCUUCUGUUGUGAACCCCUUGUCUACCUCAGCAGACCUUUGUAAAACCACUCCCAAGCACUUCAAGACCAUGUGCCGGCGGCCGACACCACCAGGGGAAGCCUUCCACCCCGGCGACCAUCAUCAACACACAGACUUGUCGGUCCCUCCCAACAGUCCCACCGGCCUGUCGUCCCAGCAUUCCACCCUCCUGCCUCCAAAACCGAGCUCCGGGCAGCACGGUCACGUCACCUCCUCGUCAGGCACCGGUGUGGCGGCUCAUGCGACCCACGCAGCUCACGCUCCUUUUUCCCCGCUGGUACCAAAUCUCCAUGGCCCCACCGCCAAACUUAACUCCUCCAGCCCCGAUAGUCCGACAUCUGUCCAUAAGCCCAGCCCGUGCAAAAACUCCCACAUUCCUCCUGUGAACACGCAACACAGCAAACUGGGCCCCUCUCUCAUAGGCUGUAAUCACCCCUGUAAUGGGCACAGUCAGGGGACAGUGGCGCCUCCUAGUGUUGGUCAUCUGACAGCUGGGGCCUGCAGGGACCAGGCUUGUAAGGGUCACAAAAUGACAAAUGGGACAUUGUGUCACCCGACAUCAGAGCUGGAGGAGGGAGAAGAUGAAGACAGCAGCUCUGAGAGGAGCUCCUGUGCUUCGUCUUCGACCAACCAGAAGGAUGGGAAGUACUGUGACUGCUGCUACUGCGAGUUCUUUGGACACAAUGCGCCUCCAGCUGCUCCAACCAGCCGGAACUACGCUGAGAUUCGAGAAAAACUCCGCUCACGUCUGACAAGACGUAAGGAGGAGCUGCCUCAGCGCCAAGACUCAGAACUGACCGCAACUGGUGUCAUAGACAACAGAGAUGUGGACGAGCUGCUAGACUUCAUAAACAGUUCCGAACCCAAACCUGUCAACAGUGCCAAGGCUGCGAAACGAGCUCGACAUAAACAGAAAAAGAAGGAAAAAGCUCAACAGGGCAACACGGGUGCUGCAGGCAGUGAACCCCAGUCCAGUCCAUCUGAGGCUGCGGAUGAACCCGCACCUGACGGCACUGAGGCCAGUCGGUUACUGGACUGGCCUCAGCUGGAGCUUGAGCGUGUAAACAGUUUCCUCACCAGUCGACUGGAAGAGAUCAAAAACACCAUCAAAGACUCAAUCCGGGCCUCGUUCAGCAUGUACGACCUCAACCUGGACGUCAAUGACUUUCCAAAGAAGGCAGCCACGUUGGAGGGCAACCAUUUGUUGUCCCACCUGAACGGUUCAUCACAGAUAGUCCUGGACCUCGCCCCUUUUUCCCGGGGAUCCUUUAAGAACCACCUCGAUCUGGUUAAUGGAUGGGAGGAUACAAAUACCAACAACAACACCACCACCAUCACCACCACCAAUAACAACAACACAACGGCACCGGGGGUCACCGUUGGGUCGAAGGACAUCCAGCGGUUGCACAAUACUCCCAAUCUAUCAAAACUCAUUAGGGUUCGUUCUCCAGAGAGAGGCACAGCUAUUGGCACAGACAGUUUGCCACAAGUGCCGCCCAUAGCCACAGCUAAAUCAAAAGAAGACGCCCCUGAUCCUAAGAACGCAGUGGCUGGAAACAGCAGUGGAAAGUCAAAGAAGAAUAAAAAGCAGCAGCAAAAGCAGGAGCAACCUGAGCUCAAUUCCAGCAAAACGGUCAAAGCUGCUGUGUCCAGGAACGAAGUGCAGAGAGCGAGUGAGACGAAAGAAAACGCUUCCAAUGGCACUAAGGUAAUGAACAACAAGCAGCAGCAGCAGCAGCAUCACUCUGCAGACAGCCAGAAAAAUGGCCUCAAGAAGACGGAGGAGAGCCGAUCGUCCAAACAUGCAGCUAACGGUGCUAACGGUGGCCUCCCUAAUGCACAAAGGGGUAAAGGUGACACCGACGCCCGGGCAGGUCGAUGUGAGCAGGAUGCCGAGAUCAAAACUCCCAUCGGCACGCCGGCAAAUGGACAGCAGCAGCAAUCCAAGGGGAAGAACAAGAAGAGCAAGAACAAGGGUGAAAAGUCCAGCAGUGCUAUUGACGACGUGUUUCUUCCGAAAGAUGUAGAUCCAACAGAAAUGGAUGAGAUUGAUCGUGAAGUGGAAUACUUCAAAAGGUUUUGCCUGGAUUCUGCAAAGCAAACUCGCCAGAAAGUGGCAGUCAAUUGGUCCAACUUCAGUCUCAAAAAAGUUCCUUCCAAUGCAGCUCAAUAACUAGGGUUACAAGUGCCAGAAAUACACAAACAAACAAAGAGAGAAAGAAAAUCACGACAGCUUUUCAGCAAAGCCCCGUUUGGCCCGAGGCCUUUUCUCAUUCCUGGUUUUUCCCCCUCUUCCUUACAAAGCCAAGGGACCCUGGUUCAAUUUUGAAGACUGAAACAAUUUCUGGCUAUAAAACCAGGGAUGAUUCUCAAGUUCAACUCUACCUUUUUGCUUUUAUUGCAAUGAUCACUAAAUGACAGAUGCAAACAUGGAAAAAAGUGACUCCACUGCAUCAAUGUGCUUACGUAUGUAGUAUGUAAACAGUUACCUUACAAGAAAUAAAUGUUUUUAUCACAAAAUGUGA
Cynoglossus semilaevis (tongue sole) is the source of this 3465-nucleotide messenger RNA. RefSeq names its product family with sequence similarity 193 member B (gene fam193b). Gene Ontology annotation, cellular component: cytoplasm; nucleus. Bases 168 to 3113 code for a protein of 981 amino acids. The transcript is spliced from 10 exons. The record is from RefSeq and is a predicted model, not a curated record. Lineage: Eukaryota; Metazoa; Chordata; Actinopteri; Pleuronectiformes; Cynoglossidae.